CAAAAUGACAGCAUUGCUACAUUGAAUACUUUCAGACUUAUGAAGUGAGGGUUGCACAAUAGACAGUGAGACAGUGAUCUGUUGCGAUGGAUAUUGAAGAGAAAGCAUUGAGGAAGAGGAGACGCUCGGUGAGAAAUCUGCGUCGUACAUCCGUAGUUAUGCCACUCAAUCUUGACACAUUGGAUGAAAAUGUUGAAGAUGAUUCAUCAAAAGAAAUUCAGUCUAAUGGGAACCAGGCGGUGUUUGGUAGUAUGUGGUGUGAGAGCUUGGAACCAGUUGUUAAGAAGCGCAGGCGUAGAUCCAGUCUAUUGGUUGGACUGGUACCAAGACUGAAUGACCCUGAUGUAGAAGAGAAUGUAGAAAACCACAUUUUAAAUACCCAGAAUGCAUACAUUACAAAAACAUAUCGAGACCAGACAUUAGAUAAUAUUGAAGAACCCAUAACAAAAACAAACAGUUUGACCAACAGUAGAGAGACUUUAAAAACUGAAGUCUCUUCAUCAUCAUAUGAUGCUAAUUACUAUAACAGUAGCCUUUCAAAAUCGUGUGAUGAUGAGAGGUCUGAUGGCUAUAGUGAACCUGUAACCAGAACAAACAGUUUGAGUGAGAACUUAGAUACAUCAAAUGAAAAUGCACUAGUUAAACAAAGGAGUUCAGGGUCAUGUGAAAACAGCAAUGAAAGUGAAGAGCAAGAGCUCAAUGAAAAAGAAAAUACUUUAAAAAGAGAAGAUGGGGAGAAAUUUAAUGACUCUCAAAUACUAGAUGAGUCCUUUACUGACAUAAACAUUGAAAUUCAGGGAGAUAACUCUGCAGAAAAAAUAUCUCUUAAUGCGUCAGACUUAAGUAAUAUCACGCCUCCAUCUGAAUGCAGUCUAUCAAAUGUAUCGUCAUUUUCUAUGUCACCUGAAUAUACAGGUACAUACCAAAAAUACUGUGAAGGGAAUAACACAUACACAGAAAACAAUACUGAUGAGAAAACAGUUUGUAAUACAAAAAUGGCAUGUGAUGCUGAAGAGGAUGAAAGCUCGUCUUAUACCAGGCCUGCUUAUACCAAUGUUAAUGGCAAGUCUUUAAACGAAUCUCCAGGAAUAGACCGCAUGUCAGAUUCCUCUCAAUCUGAUAAAGAAAACAGUGUUGUUAAUGAAAAUACCAGUAUGAAUGUCACUCCACAAGGGGAUUUUACUGACAAUGUUUCACCGGGAUUCAUGUCUAUGUGUAAAGCUUUUGCAGGUAAAGUUGUGAACUUUGUGAAAACCAGUCCAUCUUUUUUGACUGGUGGGUUCCUGGAUAGCAGUAAUACAACAAAUGUGUGUGCAUCACCAGAUUUAAACAAAAAUUCCAGUCACAACUUGGUGUGCAAUGAACUUAGAAAACAUGCUGUAAAGUCUGAUGUUAACAAAUCACUUGAUCAGUUAGGAUCAGAAAUUGAUAAGGAAUAUCAAGGAUUUAAAAACACUGAAACUGGUGCAGAUUGUAAGGGUGAUAACAGUGCUGGAAAUACUGGUAAAGAAACAAAUACAACAUUUGAACAAUCUUUAAGCUGUAAGAAGUCAACAAUUGAAAAACCUCUAAGUGCAAGAAAGUCAGUGAAUCAGUGUAGGCCUGGUUCUGCUAAAAAAACAAGAGACAGAAAAUUGUUCUUUGAUACCUACAAUGCUGUAAUGGAUGUGUUAAGCAGUGACAAAAGGAAAAGCUCUGUGACUGUAGAGAACAAACAUGAGAUUGGUGAAGCAGGCACUUCAUAUAAUAGAAUCAUUGUUGGAGAACCUGCACAUGCAUCAGUAAAACCAAGCUGUUCUAGUAUAUCAGAUAUGAACUCUCCUGAUGCUCCUGGUGAUGAAUUAGAUGACACUUCUUCAAGGGUUUAUAAUGAAAAUGUUGAAUUUGCUGUCACUCAACAGUUUGAUAUAACUAACCAGGAAUCUUUAAAAGAAUAUGAAAGUACUGAACAAAAAAUAAACACUGCUGAUGAAAUUAAAGUUGGCAAUUCUGAUGCCAGUAAAACAAUAUUAGAUAAUGUCAGUAAAGAUACUGGUGAGGUUUGCAAGGUGUUUGAGGAUAAAACUGAUCUAAAUAAUGCUUGGAGUAGAAACAUACCUGAAAGGAAAAGUGUAAGGAAUGAAUGUCAAGAUGAAUUGAAAACUAUUCCUGAAAUUGAAGAAGAGAAUUCUUGUGAAAAUGUAGCUAAAAAUGAAUUAAAUACAGAUAUUUGUGUCAUUGAAAACACCCAUGUAAUAGAAAAAGAGAAGAGGCGAAAAAGAAGAGCUUUAGAUAUUCCUAUUAUUGAAAACAGUGAGAUAAUCAAAUCAGCUGAAAAUGAAAAAGACAUAAUGUUGGAAAGUGGUGAAAAAAUGGGUGAAAACCACAUAAAAAUAAAUGAAACACCUAAAGAGAAUUUGGUAACAAGUCCUGAGCAUUUAAAUUGCUUUGUAGCAGAUAAAGAUUGCUUGAUAGAUACUCAAAAACACAUUGAUGCUGAAUGUAUUAAUAUGGAAAGUCAAGUUGAAGUGGGAAAGAAAACUAAGAAAAGUUUGGCCAAAGUUAGAAAAAGUAGAAGGCAGUCUUUUGGGAUUCAAAACUAUGGUGCGAAUGCUGAAGGAAUUUCAACUGGUGCCCAGGACAGUACUGGGACAGAUAUAAAUGUUGCUAGAAUUCCUUCGAGAGAUGCUGAUGAAGUUGAUGGAAUAAAUGAAAAACAUGAUAUAGAAUGCCAUACUAACAUAGAGAACAGGGUAGCAGCACUUGAUCUUGGAAAUGAGAAUACAGCAGAUACAAAUGAUAAUAACAAUGUAUGCAACUUAGAAAAUAAUGUGCUCUCAGUAGAUUUAGAACCCUCAGGUAAAAGUGAGAUUGAAAAGAAAGACACAGAUUUAAAUGGCUAUAUGGAAAAAAAGAAAAGAGGAAGGAGAAGAAAGUCAGCAAAUUUAAAUGAGAUUUUGAAGAGGGGAAGGUCUAAGAAAGUUUUGAUUGAAGCAGUUGUAGAUGAAGCAGAAGAGUCUGGUAUGAGUCCAAAAGACAUAGUUGAAACAAGUAAUGUCUCUGAACUAACCGAUGAAAUAUCUCAAGUCCAAAUCAUUGAUAGUGAUAAGAGGGAUAUUCCAGUGGAAAGUGAGAUAACUGUUGAAAGUUUAGUUUUACCUGAAGAUGACAUAAAUGAUGUGAAGCAAAAUGUUGAACCGACACGAAAAAGGCGAAGAUCGGCAGAAGCAGCUUCAUUGAAAUUGCAAAUGAUAAAUUCAGACCAGAGUCCUUCAAGUUCUGAAAGUUUAACUGCCAUUAAAGGGAAAAGAGGCAGAAGAAAAUCAGCUGAUGCUGCAAAUUUGAAAGUUCACAUAGAUAUGACUAAGGAAACUAUUUUUAACACAACUGAUAAUAGUAGCCCAAAUUUUGAAGAGUCAACAGUUACCAAACGGGGUAAAAAACGAAAAUAUAAGGAAGAUUCCGCUGAGGAAUUAGAAAAGAUUUACAAAAAUAAGAACUUUGUGAAGCCUGAAGAAAAGAAGCCUUGGCAUACAAUAUUAGAGAGUCCAAAAAAUUUGUCUGAAGGAUUUGGAAAGAAGAGGCUUCAGAGACAUAUAGACUUUGAGGCACCUUCUCAGAUGAAACUUCGACGAAGAUUACAAAAAGCCGUUAAGAAUGGUUGGGAUCCGAAGAAGAGAGUAAGGAUGGAAUUGGAAGAUGAGUUUGUGAAAGUUAAAUUAGUAAAACUGUGGUCAGAGUUAGAUGAUGAUAAUGAAGAUGACUCGGAAUCUUUGCAGAAUAAACUGAGAAGUAUUGUAGAAACCAACUAAUACAAAAAUAAAAGAAAACAUAUAUGACAAUAACCAAACACUCGUGUUAUGAAAUAAAAUGGUGUUAAAAAAAUAUAAAUUUGUUACGAUAAAUCAUCUGUUUAAAUGAAUGUAAAUUUUAAGCAAAAAAGAAUCAUUUUUCAUUCGGGAAAAAUUCAUGUUUGUACUUCAGGACAGACUUUUCUUUUUUGUGAAAGAAAAUUUCAUAGAAGUAAUUAAGUUUGCUUGUGGGAGAAAAAAACAUACAAAACAUGCAUCACUAUCUGUUAUGAACAGGAAUUGAGGUGAUAAUAUGAAGGGCAGUAGCAUGUACAUGGUGAUACAUGAACUACAUUUUGUGAUUCAAUCACAAUAUUAAUAUUAAUAUUUAAAUAAAUAUUUCAAAUAAAGUAAUAGAAUCACAUAAUAAGAUCAUGUAUUGAUCAAGUAAAUACUGUCCUGUAAUGUAGACCUUCCUUCACUAAAUGUUUACUUAAAAUCUUAAAUACACAAAGUAUAGUCAUUGCACUGUUUGGGUUUCAUUUUUGUUGAAAAUCAUUUUAAUUAACUUUUAAGCUUGUGUUUAUUUUACAUGUUAAAGUGGCAUUAUAAUUUAUUCCCAUAACCUUACUCUUCACCUUUGUUUCUCCAUGUCUGGAGCAAGUUCGGUUAUGAUAAAAGUGCAUUAAUGUACUUGUAUGUACUUUUUGAUCAAGAACAUAUGAGCUGCGUCAUGACAAAACCAACAUAAUGCAUUUUCGACCAGCAUGGAUCCAGACCAGCCUGCGCAUCCGUGCAGUCUGAUCAGGAUCCAUGCUGUUCGCUUACAAACCCUAUAACAAGUAAAGAAACUGAUAGUGAACAGCAUGGAUCCUGAUCAGGCUGCGCGGAUGUGCAGGCUGGUCUGGAUCCAUGUUGGUCGCAAACGCAUUGCGUUGGUUUUGUCGUGACGCGGCUCAUGUAUAUUCUUAAAGUGGUUAUAUAUACUGAUAUUUUCCAGAGAGAGAUAUUUUACAUUUAAAUUUCUGAACUGGUUAGAUUUUUCUUAACUUACCAGAAAAGUGCAUUUAAUGAUUUAUUGUUUGUUCGAAAAUGACUGUUUAUAAACUUGAAUACAGUAUUUUUACAGUAAGUAAAGGUUAUUCAUAGAUUACUAGUACACCUAUCUUUUGUAUUCUGCAAAAAUGACUCAUUUUAGAAGAUUAAAGGUUAAUGUAAUUGAGUAUCAAUCUUUUAUUUGUAUGAUUUAUACUUAUAUUUAAUUAAAUUUUGUUUCUAUCUGAUUUUCUCUAUAAUUUUCUACUAGUGAACUGUGGUAACUGUAGAAACUGUUUAUUUAUUAUUUUUUUCUGUUGAAGUUACCUCCCUUUACAUGUAACUUUUAAAAACUUGAAACAGUAUUAAAUGUAACUGAUAUGAUCCCUAUUACUGAGUGGGUUUUUUUUUUAAAUUUUUUUCCUUAUGUCUGUUCUGCUCUGUUUCUUUUAUUCCUACCCUUGUACUAUUAUUGAAUGUUAAAUGCACAUUUACUUUAGUACAUGUUUGUUUUUAGUUUUAUGUAUAAACUAAGUUACAGCACAAUGAUUGUAAUUAGAUAUUAUAAAGUUGUGAACAUAUAUUUGUGUAUUAUUUACUUGAUUAUAUAGCAUGUAACAGUGUAUAUAAUAUCAUAUAAAGAUUAAAUUAC
Messenger RNA from Ruditapes philippinarum (Manila clam), 5457 nucleotides. Its product is annotated as calponin homology domain-containing protein DDB_G0272472-like. Lineage: Eukaryota; Metazoa; Mollusca; Bivalvia; Venerida; Veneridae. The coding region runs from base 87 to 3791 and encodes 1234 amino acids. The record is from RefSeq and is a predicted model, not a curated record. The transcript is spliced from 2 exons.